CUCAAAAAAAAAAAAAAAAAAAAAGAAAGGAAAAGAAAAGAAAACAAAACCAGAAACAAAGUAACCUACUUACCGAUGAGACUUUGGGCAACCAAGGCCGAUCAAUCAUCAAUGGCGGAUUGUCGCAUUUGAUUUUGACUAUCCUUCUAAUCAGUCAUCCACUACAUUCUCCUACUCCCUUCCUCAAAUGGCCACCAUAAAUUCCGGCAACAAAGCCACCAGAUUACACUCCUCGCACCCUCACCACCACACCACCUGCACCCGAGUCCACCAGAUAGCCGCCCUAGCACUCGUCGCUGCCACCUUCUUCCUCACCAGACUCUUCGACCACUCCCUCGCCCCCUGCUCCUCGCUCCACCGCGAGUCCUUCUCGAAUGCCAAUCACUACACCGCCCCCGACGACGUCGUUCGAUCCCGAGGAUACGGUAGCCACCUCAAUUUGAAGAUCUAUGUGUACGACAAGGACGAAAUCGACGGCUUGCAGCUGCUCAUGUCCGGACGCGAUGGCAAGAUUUCCGCCGACGCCUGCGUUAAAGGCCAAUGGGGCACUCAGGUCAAAAUACAUACGUUGCUAUUAAAAUCAACAUAUCGGACUAUAAAGAAAGAGGACGCAGAUCUGUUCUUUGUUCCAUCUUAUGUUAAAUGUGUGCGGAUGAUGGGUGGUCUGAAUGACAAAGAGAUCAACCAAACUUAUGUGAAGGUUUUAAGUCAAAUGCCACAUUUCAGGUUAUCUGGUGGCCGCAACCAUAUUUUUGUAUUCCCAAGUGGUGCUGGAGCUCACUUGUUCAAGUCUUGGGCUACAUAUUUGAAUCGUUCUAUAAUUCUGACUCCGGAGGGAGACCGGACGGAUAAGCGAGACACUAGUGCCUUCAAUACAUGGAAAGAUAUUAUCAUACCUGGUAAUAUUGAUGAUGGGAUGACAAUUAAUAAGCCUAGGCUUGUUGAUCCUUUGCCUUUAUCGAAGAGGAAAUAUUUGGCAAAUUACUUAGGUCGUGCACAAGGAAAGAUUGGUCGCCUUCGAUUGAUUGAACUUGCAAAAGAAUAUCCUGAUAAGUUGGAAUCUCCAGUGUUGAAAUUCAGUGGUCCUGAAAAACUUGGGAAGACGGAUUACUUUCUACAUCUGCGAAAUGCAAAAUUCUGUCUCGCUCCACGUGGGGAGUCAUCAUGGACGCUUCGCUUCUACGAGUCAUUCUUUGUGGAGUGUGUCCCAGUUAUCCUAUCCGAUCAGGUCGAGCUACCUUUCCAGGAUGUAGUUGACUACGCUCAGAUAUCAAUCAAGUGGCCAUCCACUCGGAUAGGGAAAGAACUUUUGGAUUACCUUGAAUUGAUCUCAGAUACGGAGAUAGAAGAAAUGAUCGCCCGGGGUCGAAGAGUGAGGUGCUUGUGGGUGUAUGCUCCAGAAUCGGAACCGUGCUCGGCUUUCAGUGGAAUUCUUGGGGAGCUUCAGAAGAAAGUGAGGCUAUUCCAUCAGUCAGCGGAGACGUUUUGGUUGCAUAAUGGAAGUUUAGUGAAUAGAGAUCUGGUGGAGUUCAGCAAAUGGAAACCACCCAUGCCAUUGCCUUAGUAUGAUGGUAAAUAUGCUCUUUUGUUUUUUCUCUUGUAUUCGUUACACGUUCUCACAUCCAUAUUUACCCUUUAUUAAAAAAAGAAAAAACAAACAAAAAAAAGAGGCAAGAUGAGAUUUGUUUUAUGUAAAAACCCAAGUCCAAAUAUAAGUUUUAAAACUAUUUUUCAGUUGCAUA
Messenger RNA from Salvia miltiorrhiza (redroot sage), 1742 nucleotides. Its product is annotated as probable glucuronoxylan glucuronosyltransferase F8H. Gene Ontology annotation, molecular function: glycosyltransferase activity. NCBI's taxonomy places the organism in Eukaryota, Viridiplantae, Streptophyta, Magnoliopsida, Lamiales, Lamiaceae. The record is from RefSeq and is a predicted model, not a curated record.